Molecule: messenger RNA, 549 nt
Organism: Peronospora matthiolae
Lineage: Eukaryota; Oomycota; Peronosporomycetes; Peronosporales; Peronosporaceae
Source: the annotation of a GenBank genome assembly
AUGAAUAUGUUGGAUGAUGAAGAUGACCAAAGCUUUCACGCUACGCGUGACGGCUACUCCCAUUUGAGCGAUGUCGAAUGGGAUGCGGUUGAACGAAUGGGUUCGACCAUGGGCAUCCAUGCUGUUAGCGUCAUGCUAGAGGCUCUCAAUAGAGAUGCCCAACAUGCUACUAUCGCCAAGUUCAUUCAAAAUGAACUUGACGCUGAACGCGAGAAAGUAGCCUUGCUUCACCAACAAGGUUCUCAACAAGCAGAGUUGUUGAGAGAACAGGGUGCUCAACAGUUUGAACUGUUGAGACAGCAGCAGGCUGCUGCUGGUGGGUCGAUGCACUUGCGUCGAUCCGAGACCUUGAAGAUUGACAUCUCCAAGUAUAGGGGAGUCGAAGAGGACUCCCUCUUGAGAUGGUUCGUCGAAUUGGAUGACGCCAUAAGGGCGCGUCGCAUCGACGACGGGGAUAUGCAAGUUGCAUUUGCCCAGUCAAAUCUGGCAGGACGUGCCAAGACUUGGGCACUGGGGCUCAAGUUACACGACCCAUAUGCGUUUGGGUAG